CUUCUGUUUUGUUUUUUUGUUAUAAAACAGGAUGCUUGACUUUCAAAAAGAGAUUCUUACAGACAUUGCAAGUGAAGAUGCUCUUGUUAUUACCUCACCUGGACUAGGAUUGUUUCAAAUUCUAUGUAGAUUUGUUCAACUUUAUACAAAGGGAAACCACCUUGUUUUAUUAAUCAAUACGUCAAAAGAACAAGUAGACCUUAUCGGAGAACAACUGAUCGCGCACGGUGUAUCCACCGAUCAUAUUAUCCGUCGUAUCGAAUACAACACGCCCUCCGAAAAGAGAACGAGCAUGUAUCGCGAAGGAGGUGUAUUUGCCAUCACUUCCAGAAUUUUAGCUGUAGACAUGUUAUUAGAGAGAAUUCCAACUACACUGAUUAAUGGCAUCAUUGUCUACAAUGCGCAUAGAAUCAAGCCUAAUUCCAUAGAAGAAUUAAUUCUUCGCAUCUACCGCAACCACAACCAAGAAGGAUUCAUCAAGGCAUUUUCCGAUCAACCCGACGCAUUUGUGACGGGAUUUGCACCUUUACAAUCUCGCAUGAAAUCCUUGUUCUUACGUAAAGUCCAUUUAUGGCCCCGCUUUCAAUUGGUCGUCAGCGAAAAUUUAUCACAAACAAACAAUGAUGUGAUCGAAUUAAGACAGCCCAUGACUCCCAUGAUGGAUACCAUUCAAACGAGCCUGGUACAAUGCAUGGAAGAAACUUUGGCUGAAUUACGUCGUUCCAACCCAACACUCGAUGUAACUGAACUUACCAUUGAAAAUACAUUUUUCAAGUCCUUUGAUCUUAUUGUUCGACAACAGUUGGAUCCUAUCUGGCAUAAUGUCUCCUUUGCCUCCAAGCAAUUGGUGAGCGAUCUAAAGAUCUUGCGACAGUUAUUGAGUUACUUGACCAUGUAUGAUUGUGUCUCGUUUUACAGCUUUAUUGAAACCGUGAUUGAAGCAAAUAACCCAAAAGAAGGCAAACAAAUCCGCCAAUCUCAAUGGCUGUUCCUGGAAGCAGGUGAUCGUGUCAUUAAAACUGCUCGUCAACGUGUCUACGUGAAGGAGGGAGACGCCUUAUUUGACGAAUUACCCGAUACCCCAUUACCACAAGGGUUUCCAUCACAUAUCAAAUUGGUGCUUGAAGAACAGCCCAAAUGGAACCUGUUAAAGAACGUACUUGCAGAAAUCGAAAAUGACGCCAUGGGAUUAAAUCACGGCGAAGGGGCACCCGUGUUAAUCAUGGUGAACGAAAGAAGAACUUGCUCUCAAUUGAAAAAGUAUAUCACGAAGAAUAAUACAGAGGAUUCCUUCUUGUCACCAAUGAUUGGAAACUACUUUCAAUGGCGAUCGAAAAUGUUUAAAAUUCAGAAAAAUACAGCCUCCUCUUCCACUCCUCCUGCACAGGCGCCUCAACGAAGAGGAGGUCCACCUAUGAAUAAACGUAGAAGAGUACGUGGUGGUUCUUCUGCAGCAUCUGGACCUGGAAGAACAGAAAGCUUGGCAGAAACAUUUAAAGAGGAUGUGAUUGAGACUGUUGCCGUGUUAGAUGAAGGUGAUGAUGAAUUUAAAUUGGUUGGCCCAUUGUCAGACGAAUAUGAAAUUACACGACAAGAGCAUGAUAUUUUACCUUCGUUUCGAGAAAUCGACCAAAACAAGUUGAUCGCGAUUCAAUGUUAUGACGAUGAUUUAAACGAGCAAAUUUUACAAGAUAUCGAACCGCGUUUCAUCAUCAUGUUUGAUCCCAAUCCUGCCUUUGUACGACAAAUCGAGGUCUAUCGUGCACUUCAUCCAACAGUUCAAAUUCGUGUUUAUUUCAUGUUGUAUGAAAAUUCUGUCGAAGAACAAAAUUACCUGAGUUUGAUUCGCAAAGAAAAGUCAUCCUUUGAAAAACUCAUUCAUGAAAAAUCGAUCAUGGCGAUUCCUAUGCCGGAGAAAAAAAGGGAAGAACACUUGGAAACGGUUCGACUGAGUACAAGAAUGGCGGGAGGUCAAGUCCAAUUGAAGGGUCCGCCCGUGGUAACAGUUGAUAUGCGAGAAUUUCGCAGUUCCCUCCCUCCUAUUCUGUAUGCUGAAGGUAUGAAGAUUGAACCUUUUACUUUACAAGUAGGUGAUUAUAUCUUGAGUCCAGAUAUGUGCGUGGAACGAAAAUCUAUUUCGGACUUGAUCCAAUCCUUUGCUUCAGGACGAUUAAUUACACAGUGUGAGAUAAUGGCUUUGCAUUACAAAACACCUAUUCUUUUGAUUGAAUUUGACCAGAACAAGUCUUUUUCUUUACAGGCUCUUGAGGAAAUGAAGGGCAAUAUUUCAUCAACUGAUAUUUCUUCUAAAUUGGUAUUAUUGACAUUGGCUGUGCCCAAGUUACGCAUCAUAUGGUCAUCCAGUCCACAAGAGACAGCCAAAAUUUUUGACGCAUUAAAGAAAUCAGAACCAGAGCCAGAUUCUAAACAAGCAGCAUCGAUUGGAGCUGAAGGAGGUGAAGAUGGAGAGACGAUUUAUAAUAUGACACCUCAAGAUAUUUUACGAAGUAUGCCAGGUGUCACCUCCAAGAAUUACAAGAUUAUCAUGAACGGGGUGCAAGAUUUAGACGAACUAAUGCACUUGAGCCAAAAGAGAAUUGAGAAUAUGAUUGGAGUAGAAAUGGGUACCCAGUUGUACCAAUUUAUUCAUAAAAAAGCAAGCUAAAAUAAACACGAG
Molecule: messenger RNA, 2677 nt
Organism: Mucor mucedo
Lineage: Eukaryota; Fungi; Mucoromycota; Mucoromycetes; Mucorales; Mucoraceae
Exons: 11
Coding region: 32-2665 (877 amino acids)
Biological process (GO): resolution of meiotic recombination intermediates; double-strand break repair via homologous recombination; nucleotide-excision repair involved in interstrand cross-link repair
Cellular component (GO): nucleotide-excision repair factor 1 complex
Molecular function (GO): single-stranded DNA endonuclease activity; single-stranded DNA binding; damaged DNA binding
Source: RefSeq, a predicted model, not a curated record